Molecule: messenger RNA, 4109 nt
Organism: Choloepus didactylus (southern two-toed sloth)
Lineage: Eukaryota; Metazoa; Chordata; Mammalia; Pilosa; Megalonychidae
Gene: GRAMD4
Product: GRAM domain containing 4
Exons: 19
Coding region: 264-2000 (578 amino acids)
Biological process (GO): negative regulation of toll-like receptor 9 signaling pathway; apoptotic process
Source: RefSeq, a predicted model, not a curated record
GUCCCCGAUGGUUCCUUCUUCCUGUUUCUUUUUGCGCAAGUGAGCAGAGGCGCGUAGUUUGUUAUUUCCCCUUCUCCCUUGCACCAGUGGCAGUGCACAUAGAUACUCGGCGCUCGUUGCUUUCUUCCCUUAACAGCCUGUCCCGGAAAUCACGCCACAGCAGUGCACAGAGAGUUUUGGAGUGGUCUUCUCUGACGGAGACUCUUCUGCUCAGGAACCCCGACCGACAUGUGCAGGCGAAGCUGAGGGGCUCAGUGAGGAACAUGCUAAGGAGGCUGGACAGGAUCAGAUUCAGAGGACACAAGAGAGACGAGUUCCUCGACCUGGCGGAGUCCCCCAACGCCUCGGACACUGAAUGCGGGGACGAGAUCCCCCUGAAAGCGCCCCGGACCUCGCCGCGGGACAGCGAGGAGCUCAGGGACCCUGCUGGCCCGGGGACGCUCAUUAUGGCUGCAGGAGUCCAGGAGUUUAACCGGACCGAGUUUGACAGAUUAAAUGAGAUCAAAGGCCACCUGGAAAUCGCCUUGUUGGAAAAACACUUUUUACAGGAGGAGCUGCGCAAGCUGCGAGAAGAGACCAACGCGGAGACGCUGCGGCAGGAGCUGGAGCGCGAGCGGCAGAGGAGGCUGGAGCUCGAGCAGAAGGUGCAGGAGGUGCUCAAGGCCAGAUCCGAGGAGCCGGUGGCGCCCCAGCCCCCCAGAGGGCAGACGCAGGCGAACAACGGCGCAGACCGUCGGGGCCAGGGGCUCAUCUCCCGCGUCCAGAAGUGGUUCUACGAGAAGUUUGGGGAGUAUGUGGAGGACUUCCGGUUCCAGCCCGAGGAAAGCACCGUGGAGGCGGAGGAGCCACUCAGUGCCAGGAGGCUAACUGAGAACAUGCGGAGACUAAAGCGCGGUGCCAAGCCUGUCACCAGCUUCCUGAAGAACCUCUCUGCCUUGUCCGACUGGUACUCCGUCUACACAUCCGCCAUCGCCUUCAUCGUGUACAUGAACGCCGUGUGGCACGGCUGGGCCGUCCCCAUGUUCCUGUUCCUCGCAAUUUUGAGGUUGUCCCUCAAUUACCUCAUAGCCAGGGGCUGGAGGAUCCAGUGGAGCAUCGUGCCUGAAGUGGCAGAGGUUGUGGAACCUCCAAAAGAAGAUCUGACCGUGUCUGAGAAGUUUCAGCUCGUGCUGGACGUGGCCCAGAAAGCCCAGAACCUCUUCGGCAAGAUGGCUGACAUCCUGGAAAAGAUCAAGAACCUGUUCAUGUGGGUCCAGCCUGAGAUCACCCAGAAGCUGUACGUCGCCCUGUGGGCCGCCUUUCUCGCCUCCUGCUUCUUCCCCUACCGCCUCGUGGGGCUCGUCGUGGGCCUCUACGCGGGAGUCAAGUUCUUCCUCAUCGACUUUGUCUUCAAGCGCUGCCCACGGCUGCGCGCCAAGUACGACACGCCCUACAUCAUCUGGAGGGGCCUCCCCACGGACCCCCAGCUCAAGGAGAGGACGAGCAGCGCCACGGCCCGCAGGCUGCAGGCCGCCUCCUCCCGGAGCUGCGUGGCGAGUGUGCCCGCCGGCCCGAGCAGGGACGAGGACGCCAGCCGCCUGCACGGCACCAAGAAGGGCAACUUCCACGAGGUCUUCAACCUGACGGAGAACGAGCGGCCACUGGCAGUCUGUGAGAACGGCUGGCGCUGCUGCCUCAUCAACAGAGACCGGAAGAUGCCGACAGACUACAUCAGGAACGGGGUCCUCUACGUGACUGAGAAUUACCUGUGCUUCGAGAGCUCCAAGUCCGGGUCCUCCAAGAGGAACAAGGUGAUCAAGCUGGCAGACAUCACGGACAUCCAGAAGUACAAGGUUCUGUCUGUCCUCCCGGGAUCCGGCAUGGGGAUCGCGGUGUCAACACCAUCAACCCAGAAACCGCUCGUGUUUGGCGCCAUGGUCCACAGAGACGAGGCCUUCGAGACCAUCUUGAGCCAGUACGUGAAGAUCACAUCAGCCGCAGCCUCCGGCAGCGACAGCUAGUACCGCCGGCCCCGGACGCGGCUGGAAUUUUCUCUCAAGCAGUGUGGGGUGGGGGGAAGCUGAGCUUUGCAGUAUCCCCCUUGGUCUGGGGCUUUGGCGGAGGCGGCCGUACCCCGGCAUCCGCAGGCACCCCCACGGCAGGGCCGGGUCUGGGCGGGACGGGGACGGGUGCCAUGCUGGCAGGUGCAUCGAGCCCUCUUCAGGUGUCUGUGGGGCUGUGGAAGGGCAGGGGGUCCUUGGGGGCCGUGGCCGGUGCCGCCAGACUCGGCGCCUCCCUGUGCCCGACCCGGUGCAGGGGCUGCCCGGCUGCCAGUGCCCACCGCCAAGCUCCUCCUCCAAAAAGCCAUAUCUGAGGGGCGCUUGGGUUUUCACCUCCUGAGGUUAAAGGGGAACAAGAUGGUGCAAUGGGGUCCCCUUCUCUACCACCAAGGAGCGAGGCCAUCGGUCUGGUCACUCAGCUGUUUGUCCUUGGGGGGCUGGGGCGGGGCUGGGUUGGGGGGUCCUGGGUGGGAGGACUGGGCCGAGGUGCAGCUGAUUCAGCAGACUCUGGGGGGUUGACCCCUGGGCUCCAGCUCUGGACUCAACCUUCCCUGGGGGAUGCUGAGCCCAGCCCCCCACAUGUUGGACCUGCCUGGGACAGUGUCACUAAAAGCACAUCUUUUUAACCCUUCGUCCUCUGGAGAGGCCCAGGAGAGCGUCUGCUGAGACUCUGGGGGGCUCUGAGCCCUGGCUGCACCCCCAACAAAUUAACCUCGGCCUCAAGGGGUGGGGGUGCGGCCUAAGAGCGAGUGGCUGGGGGCUUUGGGGGUGCUAAGGGGCAGACGGGGCAUCCAGGCAUGGGGCCACCAUGCCAGGCCGCGCUGGACAGGACACCAGGGGGUCACUGUGUGGGGGUGACCUGGAAGAGAGCUGAGCGCUGGUCCCAGGCGGCAGCAACCCCCACCCCACUGCACCCCAGAAACAGAAUGCAGCAUGCUCCCCAGGAUGGGGCAGCGGAGGCCGAGGGGGUGUUGGGGGGUUCGGGUGAUUCUGGGCCGGUGGGGAGGACACCGGCCCAGGGGUCCCAGGGCGGGGGCUCCGAGGAGCGGUAGGGGCAGCGUGGUGACGGGCCCCUCCCCAACAUCCCUGCGCAGCCGCCCCAGUUCCUCAGCUUGUCCUGGGGUCUUGGGGUGUUGUGGGGGUUGUUGUUUUUUGAAGACACAGAUUAUAUUUUUUACAGAGAGCAAGCUGUUUUUCUUAUUUUUGUAUCGUUUUUCAGAUGUGAUUUUUACCUUUGCCCGCCCUCGUUUGCUGGUUUGGGUUUGCAUCUGGGGCGGCGGGGGUGGGCUGGGGUCUCGUCCCCACUGGCUCCCGGGGCGCCCCUGCCCAGCCGGGUGAAGCCCACCCCACCCGGGCGUCGGGCUGACCACUGGCCUGCGUGGCCCACCCAGGCCCCGGGACGGGCGGCACGGGGCGAGCGGCAGCGAUGGUGGUGAGGGUGGGCUGCACUUUAAUGUCCGGAAGCAAAGCCCGUGGCUCUGCUGUUAGCGCGGGGGGCGGUGCUCAGGCCCCGGACUCCCCGACGUGCCCCCCGGGGCCGCCCCGUGCCAGGCUGCCGAGGGCCUCGCGUCCUGCACACUGGACCUCGUCUCUGAGCUCGGACCUGGGGGCUGAGGGGUCCCAUGCGCUGAGUGGGGCUGAGCCGGCACAGGAUGCGGGGAUUUAGUUUGAGUCCCUUUGGGAGAAGGGAGGUGAAAACUGACCCGUGGCCGCUGGACGCCCUCCCAGAGCCCCCGGGCCAGGCCUUGCCGGGCGCAGAGCCGACCCGCGCGGCCUCAGGGCCUGGAGAGCGGGGCCCGGCAACGCCUGCUGAGUCGGGCACACACGGGCAGGUAUUUAAUUUCUACGACUAAUCUCUGAACUAGAACGGAUGUUAAAUUUUUUUACGUCUGAGACUUGGUCUGUAAAUAGUCAUUACCCGAGUAACUUCUGUUCAACAAAGGAUUGUACUGUAGGAGGGACCGAUGAGAACUCCCGUCUAACAUUUUUUUAAGAAAACCUUGUUUGUUUAAAGAAAGUCUUGUAUAAAUUAUAAUUUUUAUUUAAUAAACCUAAAAUGCUUUGUGCUAA